AUGCCUAGACUUCCGCAAAUACACGACCAUCCUCUCGAUGUGGCGACCUGCGCAGCACUUCUGCUCGCACUCGCAGCCCUAACCCUCCUUGCGUCGCCCGCACGAAGUCCCUUUGUCCGAAUUGGCAAAUCAUGGCCUUCCUCACUGCUCUCUGGAAGAUACGCUUCGACCUUCACAAUGGAAAAGCAAAUGCAAGAAGGAUAUACGAAGGUCAUCACAAAUUCUCAACGACCAUUUGUGAUGAAAUUCUGGGCCUUGGACUAUGUCUUCCUGCCAGCCAAAUACCUUGUCGAUGUCAAGCGGGCAGAUACACAGACUUUAAAUUUCAUGGAAAAUAUUAGCGAGGCAUUCAGCCUGUAUGCCUCAGUCGGCGAUCUCUACUCAUCGGAUCUCAUGGCCGAUGUAGUGAGAAGGGGCAUCAACACUCGACUACCAAAAGUGGUAUCACUUCUCAGUGAAGAAUGUGACUACGCGUUCGGAGAGGAGAUUGGAUCGUCGACAGAAUGGACCACUUUCACUGCGGCAACUCUACUUGGGAACAUAAUGCACCGUACCACCAGCAGAAUACUUAUCGGCCCAGAGCUCUGCCGCAGCGAGUCGUUUAUUCGCACCUCCAUGACAUUCGCAAAUUCAAUUUUUGUCAAUGGCCUUCUCCUAAGCAUGCUGCCACUAGGGCCCUUCCGUCGCGUAGCGAGCCAGAUGCUUUCAGUAUUUCACCGAAGAAACCUACGGAAGGCUAUGCAAAUUGUGCUACCGCUUGUCGAAGCACGAUUUGAAGAGUUUCAGACUCGGUCCGUAAGGCCACGGAGAAAUGAUUGGAUGCAUAGGGAGGGCCAUGGGUGCGUCGAUGCUAUAGAAUGGAGUCUUGAGCUCUCAAAGGAUCUGCAUGUGAAAGAUCACAAUCCACGACGAAUCGCCCUAUCGCUGCUGCACAAUCUGUGGGCUGGCAGUGCUGCACCAGGUGGACUCGUUACACAGAUGGUCUUCCAGGUCCUCCUCGAGCCACCAUCGAAGUACCUGACUCCCCUUCGUUUGGAGGCUGAAAAGGUUAUAGGACUGCAUGGCCGCACAGAUAAGGCGCUGAGCAGCAUGCCGCUGAUGGACUCUUUUAUUCGUGAGAUUAACCGGCUCUACCCCACAGGUUCUGCUACAUGCGCGCGAACCGUCAUGGACCCGCGAGGCUUCACGUUUCACGACGGGUUGAAGCUCCCUUCGGGGACGAGGAUCGCGAUCCCAGUGCUUUCGAUCCAGACAGAUCCCGAGAACUUCACAGACCCUCUUGCAUUCGAUGGUUUCAGAUUCGCUCAACUGGGAGAAGGGCUCUUUGAUGAUACGGGCGAUUGGAAAUGGGGUGCUGCCACCGUCUCAGAAACUAAUCUAGCAUUCGGAUUCGGAAAGCACUCUUGUACGGGACGCUUCUACGCCAUCAGAAAGGCCAAGCUCAUUUUUAGCAAGCUCAUCCUCGAGUAUGAGUUGCAGUGGGCCGGGGAUGCUCCAAAGGCCAUGCCAUCCAGAUUAUCAUAUGGGAAGUCUCACGGAGAGUCGCAGAAUGAUACAAUACUCGUUCGUGAGCAGUGGCAAUCUAUUCCGAGCUAG
Molecule: messenger RNA, 1596 nt
Organism: Diaporthe amygdali
Lineage: Eukaryota; Fungi; Ascomycota; Sordariomycetes; Diaporthales; Diaporthaceae
Exons: 6
Coding region: 1-1596 (531 amino acids)
Molecular function (GO): iron ion binding; oxidoreductase activity, acting on paired donors, with incorporation or reduction of molecular oxygen; monooxygenase activity
Source: RefSeq, a predicted model, not a curated record